Molecule: messenger RNA, 2412 nt
Organism: Camellia sinensis
Lineage: Eukaryota; Viridiplantae; Streptophyta; Magnoliopsida; Ericales; Theaceae
Source: RefSeq, a predicted model, not a curated record
UCCUCUGUUCCAGAAUGGGCCGCCGUUUGAGGAACAGUUGGGGAAAAUGGGGAAGAAGACGAAGAAACCCGGCAAAGGCAAAGAAAAAACUGAGAGAAAAACUGCGAAAGCUGAGGAAAAAAGAUCUCGCAGAGAGACCAAAAAGCUCUCUUCCGAAGACGACAUCGAUGCCAUCUUGUUGAGUAUACAGAAGGAGGAAGCCAAGAAGAAAGAAAUCCACAUUGAAGAAAAUGUCCCAGCACCGUCUCCCCGAUCGAAUUGCUCGUUGAACAUUAAUCCAUUGAAAGAGACUGAAUUGAUUCUUUAUGGGGGUGAAUUCUACAAUGGUACCAAGACAUUUGUAUAUGGUGAUCUUUAUCGGUAUGAUGUGGAAAAGCAGGAGUGGAAGCUGAUUUCAAGCCCAAAUAGUCCACCACCUCGCAGUGCACAUCAGGCAGUUGCCUGGAAGAACUAUCUUUAUAUUUUUGGUGGGGAGUUCACGUCUCCAAAUUUAAAAUGUUGCCAUUUGAAUUUGUUGUUUUAGGACUUUUGGGUGUUGGACUUGAAAACAAAUCAAUGGGAACAACUAAAUUAUAAAGGGUGUCCAAGUCCACGAUCAGGUCAUCGGAUGGUUUUAUAUAAGCACAAGAUUAUUGUUUUUGGUGGUUUCUAUGACACUCUCAGAGAAGUGAGGUAUUUCAAUGAUUUGCAUGUAUUUGACCUGGAUCAGUUUAAGUGGCAAGAGAUAAAACCCUCGCCUGGAUGUAUGUGGCCGAGUGCUCGGAGUGGUUUUCAGCUUUUUGUUCACCAAGAUGAGAUAUUUUUAUACGGUGGCUAUUCCAAAGAAGUUUCGUGUGAUAAAAAUGGCUCUGAGAAGGGAAUUGUUCAUUCAGACAUGUGGUCCCUUGACCCUAGGAGUUGGGAAUGGAACAAGGUAAAGAAAAGUGGGAUGCCGCCUGGGCCUCGUGCUGGUUUUUCUGUGUGUGUCCAUAAAAAGCGGGCUCUACUUUUUGGGGGUGUGGUGGACAUGGAAGUUGAAGGUGAUGUAAUAAUGAGUUUGUUCUUGAAUGAGCUUUAUGGAUUUCAGUUAGACAGCCGUCGCUGGUACCCGUUGGAGCUUCGGAAGGCAAAGUCAACAAAAAAUAAGUCGAAAAAGAGUUCAGACGAGAAACCUAACACUGCUGCUGUUGAUGAUAAAAUAAGUCCAAUGGAGCUGGAUAAGUGUGAAAAUGACAAAGAUGAGGAUUUGGAGUACAAUGAAGAAGUGGAUGUGGAAAGCAACAUUGAUGAUAUUUCUCUUGAUCUAGAAAGAACCAUGACUGUUGAUGAUGAGAGGGUGGCUACUACAUCUGAUGGAAAGCCUUCUGAAUCUAGUUCCAAAUAUUCUUUGCAAAGCUCUGUUUCAUCGGAGGUAGUGAAGCCAUGUGGACGUAUCAAUUCCUGCAUGGCUGUGGGAAGAGAUACUCUUUUUAUUUAUGGGGGCAUGAUGGAAGUAAAGGAUCGAGAAAUUACGCUUGAUGAUUUGUAUACACUUAAUCUCAGCAAACUUGAUGAAUGGAAGUGCAUCAUACCGGCAUCUGAAUCUGAAUGGAUAGAAGCCUCAGAGGGUGAAGAUGAGGAUGAAGACGAAGACGAAAGUGAAGAUGAACAAUCUGGUUGUGAAGAUGACAGUGAUGAGACUGAUGAUGAUGAUGAUGAUGAUGAUGAGGCUAAGAAUAGUGUUCCUGGAUCACUUGAAUUGGGAGAUGCUGUGGCUAUACUUAAGGGUGGGGGAAAAAGUGUUCGGAGGAAAGAGAAGCGGGCCAGGAUAGAGCAGAUCAGAGCCAAUCUUGGGCUCUCCGAUUCACAGAGGACACCAAUGCCUGGAGAAUCCUUGAAGGACUUCUACAAGCGCACAAAUUUGUACUGGCAAAUGGCAGCGUAUGAACACACUCAACAUACUGGGAAGGAGCUACGUAAAGAUGGUUUUGACCUUGCCGUUGCUCGAUACAAGGAGCUGAAACCAAUCCUUGAUGAGUUGGCCAUUUUAGAGGCGGAGCAGAAGGCUGAAGAGGAAGAAGGGCCUGAAAGUAGUAGUCUGAGAAAGAGAGGCAACAAGAAAAACAAACAUUUAGCAUCAAAGUAGUUUUAAGAGCUUUUUAAACGUUUGCCAUCAAUAGAGAUGUAAAGUAAUUCAGUUGGUUUAGUUGUAAUAUUAAGUUAAUAAUUAUUAUUUAAAUGGAUAAACACAAACACAAAGAAGUGCACACGCUCGCAUACACGCGCGCUCACAAACACUCGAAUGCUUCACUUUUUCGUUUCUUUUUCUGAGCCAUUGCUGUGCUUUAAACUCUCCAGCCAAUUUGCUCGUUCUGAUUUUGUUUAAAAUUUGAAUUUAGGUCUUUUUCUGUUUUUGUUUUUGUGAAGUAUAAGAACAUCAAAUAUUCCUGAUUG